AUGAUAAACAAAUUGAAAAUUGGAUCAUUUGAAGAUUGUUGUAAAUUAUAUGAUUAUCCCGUUGAAGCUUUAAAAUCUAUUAAUCCAAAUUUAGAAAUUGGUGGACCAGCAUUAGCAACAAAUGAAUCAAGUAGAGAGUUUUUAAAUAGAUUUUUAGAACAUAUUACCAAUGUAAUAAAUUAUGCAACGAAACAAAUUGGAACAUCAAUUGAUUUUAUUUCAUUUCAUACAAAAGCUUAA
Messenger RNA from Rotaria sordida, 240 nucleotides. The record is from the annotation of a GenBank genome assembly. NCBI's taxonomy places the organism in Eukaryota, Metazoa, Rotifera, Eurotatoria, Philodinida, Philodinidae.